AUGGCGGUGCGGAAGAAAGACGGCGGCCCGAACGUAAAAUAUUUCGAAGCGUCUGAUACAGUCUCGCAGUUCGACAAUGUCCGCGUUUGGUUGGGCAAGAAUUAUAAAAAGUACAUCCAGGCGGAGCCCCCCACCAACAAGUCUCUGUCCAGCCUGGUGGUCCAGCUGCUGCAGUUUCAGGAGGAGGUGUUCGGACGACAUGUCAGCAACCCACCUCUCACCAGGUUGCCGAUGAAGAGUUUCCUGGACUUUAAGUCUGGUGGGGCUCUCUGCCACAUUCUGGCUGCAGCCUACAAGUUCAAGAGCGAUCAGGGCUGGCGCAGGUUUGACUUUCAGAAUCCUUCUCGGAUGGACCGCAAUGUGGAGAUGUUCAUGACUAUCGAGAAAUCUCUAGUACAGAACAACUGUCUGAGUCGACCAGUGAUCUACCUGAGCUCUGACAUUGAGGCCAAGCUGCUGGGGAAACUGAAGGACAUCAUCAAGAGGCACCAGGGCUCAGUGACUGAAGACAAGACGUCCAGCUCCCAUGUGGUGGUUCCCAUCCCUGCCAGUCUGGAGGAGGAGGAGUGGGUGCGUCCGGUAAUGAAGAGAGACAAGCAGGUGCUGCUCCACUGGGGAUACUAUCCUGACAGCUAUGACACCUGGAUCUCAGCCAGUGAGGUGGAGGCUGCUGUGGAAGAAGCGCCCAGCCCAGAGAAACCCAGGAAGGUCCAUGCCAAGUGGAUCCUGGACCUUGACCAGUUUAAUGAGUGGAUGAAUGAGGAGGACUAUGAGGUGGGGGAGGCGGGCCCCAAGAGGAAGAGGAUCUCAGCCAAGACCCUGACGGAUGAGGUCACCACCCCAGGGGACGAGCGUCGUGACAAGAAGCCCGGCAGUGCCAAGAAGAGGAAGCGCUCGCCCUCCCCCUCGCCCACCCCACCACCCCAGGAGAGCAAGAAGAAGAACACAAAGAAAGGGUGUGGGCCCACCACCCCGUACACUAAGUCUAAGCGAGGCCAGAGAGAGGAGGAGCCGGAGGAUCUGACUAAAGAUCUGGAUGAACCAUCACCUGUACCUGCAGUGGAGGAGGUCACCCUACCUAAGACAGCCAACACUAAGAAAGACUCUGAGUCAACACCAGUAAAGGGAGGUACCAUGACAGACCUGGAUGAGCAAGAGGAUGAAUCCAUGGAAACUGCAGGAAAGGAGGAGGAGGAGGGCUCUCCGAGUGUGAAGGGAGAGCCGGUGAAAGGGUCGGACCUUCAUGAGGACAACGUGACCGAGCAGACCCACCACAUCAUUAUCCCCAGCUAUGCUGCCUGGUUCGACUACAACAGUGUCCAUGCUAUCGAGCGUAGAGCCCUCCCAGAGUUUUUCAACGGCAAGAACAAAUCCAAAACCCCUGAGAUUUACCUGGCCUAUAGGAACUUCAUGAUUGACACUUACAGGCUGAACCCGCAGGAGUACCUCACCUCUACCGCCUGUCGUAGGAACCUGGCCGGAGACGUGUGCGCCAUCAUGAGGGUGCAUGCGUUCCUGGAGCAGUGGGGUCUGAUCAACUACCAGGUGGACUCAGAGAGCCGGCCCACCCCCAUGGGCCCCCCGCCCACCUCCCACUUCCACGUCCUGGCUGACACCCCCUCCAGCCUGGUGCCCCUGCAGCCCAAGGCCUCCCAGACUCCGGCGGCCCAGCAGAUUCUGUCCUUCCCAGACAAGGUGAAGGAGAAGCAGCCAGCCGACCUGCAGAACUUUGGCCUGAGGACAGACAUGUACAGCAAGAAGACUGGGCCUCCUAAGAGUAAGACUGCUGCCAGCGCCAUGCGAGACUGGACCGAACAGGAGACACUACUGCUGCUAGAGGGUCUAGAGAUGUACAAGGAUGACUGGAACAAGGUGUCGGAGCACGUGGGCUCACGUACCCAGGACGAGUGUAUCCUGCACUUCCUGCGUCUGCCCAUCGAGGACCCAUACCUGGAGGACACGUCCUCGUCCCUGGGCCCCCUGGCCUACCAGCCCGUCCCCUUCAGCCAGGCAGGCAACCCCGUCAUGAGCACCGUGGCCUUCCUGGCCUCCGUGGUGGACCCCCGCGUGGCCUCCGCAGCCGCCAAGUCUGCCCUGGAGGAGUUUUCGCGUAUGAAGGAGGAGGUCCCAGCAGCACUGGUGGAGGCCCAUGUGAGGAGGGUGGAAGAGGCGGCGCGGACCAGUGGCAGACAGGACCCCCUCUACGGCCUGGAAGGCAGUGGCAUCGCAGGCACCAGCCUGGAGGAGGGAGAAAAACCUGAAGAGAGCAGUGAGGAGAGUAAAAGUGACAGCCAAUCCAGUGAGGAGAAGAGGGAGACCAAGGAGAACAAAGAGGGAGCCAUGGAAGAGGGGGAGAAGAAAGGAGAAAAUGGGAAGAAGGAGGAGGAGAGAGGGAGAGAGGGAGAAGGAGAGGGAGAGCAAGAAGCUGAGAAGACAGACUCGGAGAUGGGUGAUGGAGAGAAGGAGAAGGAAGGGAAGGAGGGCUUGGAGGAGGGCCAGAGAGAAGGAGAGAGUGAGGGAGAGAGGAAGGCUAAGGUGGAGCGGGAUGUGGGAGAGGGGAACCUGGCUACCGCUGCUGCCUCUGCCCUGGCUGCUGCUGCCGUCAAAGCCAAGCACCUGGCUGCGGUGGAGGAGAGGAAGAUCAAGUCUCUUGUGGCUCUGCUGGUGGAGACUCAGAUGAAGAAGCUGGAGAUCAAACUUAGACACUUUGAAGAGCUGGAGACCAUCAUGGACCGAGAGAGGGAGGCGUUGGAGUACCAGAGGCAGCAGCUGCUGGCAGACCGUCAGUCGUUCCACAUGGAGCAGCUGAAGUAUGCAGAGAUGAGGGCGCGUCAGCAGCACUUCCAACAGAUCCAGCAGCACAGCCAGACUGGAGGCCCACACUCCGCCCCGGCCCCCACUGGCCCCCCACCCCCACCCCAGGGCCCCUCAGCCACCCAGUCCCAGCCAACCUUCAGUACCCCUGCACCACAGCCAGCUCCCAGCCCAGCACCCCUUACCACCUCCAUCCCUUCCUCUGCCCAGCCCACUGAGCCCCAGCCGCCCCCCAGUGGUCCUCACACCUCACCUCCCCGCCCGCCAGGCCAGCCCCCCACGACCCACUCCAGCACCACCCCAACACUCCACGAGCCUAGUGCCCCUCUACCUGAGGAUACACACCACUCCUCAGCCCCAGUUCCCCCUCCACAGUGAAAAGAAAGAGAGCGAGAGAUAGGAUCCUGGCAAACUGAAUGACAUUGACCACUUUGUACCUAUGAAUCCUGCCUGUUUCAUCUAAAAAUGAAGAAGUCAAACUGAAGGACAUAUAACAAACUUUGAUCAUGUUUAACAUUUUGAACGAUUUACAUGAGAAAGAAAAGCAAAACAAAAACAUUUCACUGAAGUCUACCUUACCAGAGUGAAUAUAAAGAUCCUCCUCAACUAAACAAGAAAAUACCAAUGAAGAACUUUAUCGAUUUUCAAACUAACAGUCCCCCAGUAAUUUUUUCAGACAUAAGUUGCCUAAUGACUUUCACCUUUCACAUCAGAGCCCAAGGUUAAACCAAGAGUAUGGUCAUGUAAAUACACCACUUGACCUGAAGAUAUGAAGAGAACUAAAAGGCUCUUGUCUAAGCAGUCCUUUGACCAGUGGUGCUUUGGUGCUUUCGUUUCCUGCUAUAGUUUACUGAAGUCAGAUGUUCUACCAUGUUCCCAGAGGUACCUACCUACCUAUUCACCCACGGUACCCAUGGUAGGAAUUUAUAAAAGAGAAAAAAAGAUUUGCACUUUGAAAAGAUGUUUCCCCGGUGGCCAUAUCUAGAGACAUGAAGCAUUAUUAAUGGCUCUAUUCAAUCAGCGUCGCAGAAGUUCAGCGUUACAGAGUGAUUUAAAUGUAAAGGCAAUGUUAGUGGAGACUGCAUUCACAGUAAACACUGCAUAUGUCAGCUCAAUCAGAAAUUACCUUUACAUUGCUAUCGCGCAAUCUGUAACACUUCAGCAAUACAGAUUGAAUAGAGCCCUAACUCAAUUGACCUGAAGCACUUAGCUGCUCUCUUGUUUUGAACUUUUACUACGAUGUCAUAGUUUCCAAAUAUGAGAUUCUCAGUUCUAGGUCACCUUAUUUCAUUGGAUUGGCUGCUUGUUGCCCUAUGUGUGUGAAUGUGCUGUUAUAGAGCAUUGGGGUUGGUCUGUUGGUUAGAUGUAUCCUAAACUAAAACAAAGUAUGUGUUAGGGAAAUGAAAAAGGAUGAACGAAUGGUAUUACUCUUUUGUAAUGAUAUGUAUUCCACUUGGAAACCGUCUCAUCUUGCCCUACUGCCAUUUGUUAUUAAGACUAUGUACUGUAAACUGGAUUUUCUGUUACAAAUGUUUCACUCCAAUUGGAACAGAAAAUCCCUCCAUGACUGAGCAUUAGAAACCACUUAAAGUAUUGAUGAAGGGCCACACCCCCAGGGCCACACCCCCAGAGUCAGAGUGCCCUCUAGGACACAAUGUCCUAAAAGGCCUUAUUUGAACUGUAUUUUGGGCUCGAUUCAAUCAAUAUAGCAGAAGUUCAGCGUUACAGAGUGAUUGAAAUGUAAAGGUAAUGUUCCUGCGUUAGCGGAGACUGCAUUCACAGUAAACACUGCAUAUGUCAGCUCAAUCGGAAAUGAUCUUUACAUUGCUAUCGCUCAAUCUGUAACACUUCAGCAAUACAGAUUGAAUAGAGCCCUUUGUUUUUUAAGUUGAACAUCUGAAGCACUUCUGAAACAGUUGUGCAUGCUCAGAGCAGAGCAUAAUCAUAAGCCUAGCAGUAACUGCACAAAUAAGAUGGUGUUUGUCAGCAUGUCCAGUAUGGCUAGUCAGUAUCAGUGAAUCAUACCAUUGUAGAGAUUAUACUCUAAAACAAUUACUGGAUAUAGCUCCGGAAGAACCUUAUUGGCAACUUCAAAGAUAACAGGCAUCACCAUCACAAAGCAAUUUUCUCCAUAUGAGUUUGUGGGGUGAAGCCAGAGGUGUGGACAUUUGGAAAUCCACUGAUUUUUAUAGUUUGUUUUGUGUUUUCCAAUGACCUUUCCAACUCGCAUGAAGCUGUUCGUAUGUGAUGGAAGUGGCUUUAAUGUUACAAAAUAACUUUCUAAGUCAAGGAAUCUGAGAAGUCAGUUCAGCUUACAGAGGAGAAUUGUGUCCUUUAAUAUCUGUAAACAAUAUCUUCUCUAUGUAUCCUAUCUAUUUUUAUAAUAUUUGACUGUCAGGUUUUCCAUUUUUGUUUCUUUGAUAUUAUUGUUUGCAUUUUAUUGCUGUAUUUUAUUAUCUAUGUAACCUCUAAUCCCCUCCCUCAUUGUCAUGUGCGUGAUCCUGAUAGGCCUCCAUGACCUUUCAAUCAGUGUGACUGUGAGCAUGGGUGUGUUUUCCCCAAUGUUCCUUCAGUUCAGUUCCAUCUAACCCCCUUGUGUCAUUGUUUUGAAUUGUUACAAAGGCUGAGAAAUUGGGAUGCUCAUUGUUCUCAUACAGAAGUACAAAAUGAUGACACAGCAACACAUCACACAAACCCACUCCUCUGACAGUGUCAUACAUAUACUCCGAUAAUAAAACUUGUGUCCAGAUAGCCAGUGUUAGAAACUUCACUACAGUCGUGACCAUGGAUGGACUGCUUUGGUCUCUGUUAUUGCAUUGUGUGGAUUUCGUGAUAUGAAAUAUGUGUGUAUGUUCAGUUUCUUGUUUCUGUUUGUUUUUCAUGAUUGCUAACGAUAGCAAUGAUUGCAUUGAUUAUACAGUAGAAAUGAACCUUUCCUCAGUCAAACUGUUGCCAAAUGAGUGUCAACAGUUGCUCUGCAGUUCGUAUUGAAUUAAAAAAAAUAUAUAUAUGCGAAGGUUUUACUUACAAUUUUUUGGGGGAAAGUCAAAUAAAUGAAGAUGACAUGA
Salvelinus namaycush (lake trout) is the source of this 5882-nucleotide messenger RNA. It is a transcript of the gene smarcc2, whose product is annotated as SWI/SNF related, matrix associated, actin dependent regulator of chromatin, subfamily c, member 2. Gene Ontology annotation, molecular function: histone binding; nucleosomal DNA binding. Gene Ontology annotation, biological process: positive regulation of DNA-templated transcription. The transcript has 25 exons. Bases 1 to 3192 code for a protein of 1063 amino acids. The record is from RefSeq and is a predicted model, not a curated record. NCBI's taxonomy places the organism in Eukaryota, Metazoa, Chordata, Actinopteri, Salmoniformes, Salmonidae. Gene Ontology annotation, cellular component: nBAF complex; SWI/SNF complex; npBAF complex.